Molecule: messenger RNA, 306 nt
Organism: Naumovozyma castellii
Lineage: Eukaryota; Fungi; Ascomycota; Saccharomycetes; Saccharomycetales; Saccharomycetaceae
Gene: IAI11
Product: Iai11p
Exons: 2
Coding region: 1-306 (101 amino acids)
Source: RefSeq, a predicted model, not a curated record
AUGGAACCAGUUCGAUAUAAAGAAAGGAGGAAACAGCAGAUGGUGCGGUUCUUCUCUGCUACUGCCAUCACUUUACUUUUCACCAGAUUACUAAUGAAGAGGUUGCAAGUACCGCGAUAUGAGCCUGGUAUGUUCCAAUUGAACCAUAAGGUGCCCCCAAGAACAGAUAUGAAGAACGACAUUAUGAAAGCUGGGAUACUGACCACGGGGAUGGUUGGCGGUCUUUUCAGCAUGGGACUUUAUGGAUACUGUUGGACUAAAAAUAUCUCUACAAUAAGGGACUUCAGAGGGAAUCUCAACGGGUAG